This is a messenger RNA of Dentiscutata erythropus, 555 nucleotides long. The record is from the annotation of a GenBank genome assembly. NCBI's taxonomy places the organism in Eukaryota, Fungi, Glomeromycota, Glomeromycetes, Diversisporales, Gigasporaceae.
CUGGUUUUAAUAACCCAGCAAUUUCGUCUACACAGCCGGCUAUCAAUGCAGUAUUGCCUCUUUAUUUUAUGGAUAAUAUUAACAUCACACUAAUUAAUAAAAUUAUGCUAUCAACUGGAAACAUUUCGAUCUACCAAAUUAUAAGCGAAAAUAAUUAUUUAUUACGUCAAUCUUAUGAAGCUUCAACUAAUUAUAAUAACUUUGUCAAAGCAUUAUCUUAUGAAGAACCAUUGAGUGGAAUUGAACAAAAUGUUUGGCAUGUGAAGACAUCUCAAACAUAUAAUAAUGCAAAAAUUGUUGAUUUAUAUCAGCAAAUUAAGUCCAGCCUUCCAAUUGAUGAAGGCAGAUUAAAAAGGACUGGAAAUAUUCAAUCAACUUCUGCUGGUCUUUUAAUUAAAUUUUCAAUUCAAAAGGCAAAAGAUCCUUUAACCAAUCCGAAUGUAGACGAUAUCAUACAAGAUUUGAAUGAUAUGAUAGAAAAUAAAUAUAUAAGCGCUCUUUCAAGUCAGAGUUACAUGAUAUUUUUAGACAAUUCAUUCGGAUUUAAAGUUAAGC